Aphanomyces astaci is the source of this 861-nucleotide messenger RNA. RefSeq lists its product as hypothetical. Lineage: Eukaryota; Oomycota; Saprolegniomycetes; Saprolegniales; Verrucalvaceae. Gene Ontology annotation, molecular function: protein binding. The record is from RefSeq and is a predicted model, not a curated record. Bases 1 to 861 code for a protein of 286 amino acids. Gene Ontology annotation, biological process: protein homooligomerization. The transcript has a single exon.
AUGCAAGGCACAGCCACUAACGUUGGCACGACACUAGACCAAGUCGAAGCCAGCGAAUUGGAAACGAAGCUCGUUGCAUGGAACAAACUGGAACGCCGCGUGAAGGAAAACCUGGCACUGGUGCCCGACAUUGUGACGCUGAACGUGGGCGGCACCACCUUCCAAACGGCCAAAGGCACGUUGCUGCGCGUGGACGGCAGUUACUUUCAUGCGUUGCUCGGGUCUGGUCUGUGGGCCCCCACACAGGAGGGGGCGUACUUUUUGGACUUGGACCCCGUUGUGUUUCGUCAUGUCCUGCUCUUUUUGCACACAGGGGACGUGUCGAUGGUCGGCUUGACGUUUGUCGAGCGUACAGUGUUCAAAUCCAUGAUGAAGUCGUUAAACUUGGACGGUUUGCAAGGAUGGCAAUGGCAUCCGACUGAUGAUUUCACCUUGUCCACAGACUCGCGGACGAUUGCGCGAUCGGUGACUAGUACGCGCAAUGUGUUUGACGUGGGCGCCGUGGCCGAGCUGCCGCCGUCUGGGAGUUGUCGCAUUCGAGUGGACAACGUCGAUGGGCCGUUUCGAAUUGGCCUCGGUACCAUCACGGACCAGGACGACCGUAGCCGACCUCGGAGAAACCAAUGCUAUCUCUACGAAUCCGACGGUCGAUUUUUCAACAAGAAUCACCACGUUCAAUCGUCUGCACUACCAAACCUGAAAACGGGCGACGUGGUGACCGUACGUCGCGCUCCUUUGCGAAUUGGGUUUGCAGUGAACGACGACCUUCCAUUUUACGUUGAGCUCGUGGACCCGUCCGAGGAACUGGUCCUUGUGGUUGGCAUGUAUCGAAUUGGUACCAAGCUCACGAGUGUCGACUAG